Merops nubicus (carmine bee-eater) is the source of this 247-nucleotide messenger RNA. It is a transcript of the gene ABRACL, whose product is annotated as ABRA C-terminal like. Gene Ontology annotation, biological process: regulation of actin filament-based process. The coding region runs from base 2 to 247 and encodes 81 amino acids. Lineage: Eukaryota; Metazoa; Chordata; Aves; Coraciiformes; Meropidae. The transcript has 2 exons. The record is from RefSeq and is a predicted model, not a curated record.
AAUGAAUGUAGAACAUGAAAUUAGCCUCCUAGUUGAGGAGAUUCAGCGACUGGGAACCAGAAAUGCUGAUGGGCAAGUGAGUGUGAAAUUCGGUGUGCUCUUUGCUGAUGAAAAGUGUGCCAACCUCUUUGAAGCCCUGGUGGGAACUCUUAAAGCUGCAAAGCGACGGAAGAUUGUCAGUUACGAAGGGGAGCUACUUCUGCAAGGUGUCCACGACAGCGUUGAUAUCAGGCUGCUGCAGGACUGA